This is a messenger RNA of Tripterygium wilfordii, 1310 nucleotides long. Its product is annotated as guanine nucleotide-binding protein subunit beta-like protein. Lineage: Eukaryota; Viridiplantae; Streptophyta; Magnoliopsida; Celastrales; Celastraceae. Gene Ontology annotation, biological process: rescue of stalled cytosolic ribosome; positive regulation of protein phosphorylation. Gene Ontology annotation, cellular component: cytosol; nucleus. The coding region runs from base 91 to 1074 and encodes 327 amino acids. The record is from RefSeq and is a predicted model, not a curated record. Gene Ontology annotation, molecular function: ribosome binding; protein kinase C binding; translation regulator activity. The transcript is spliced from 2 exons.
AUAUAAAUCCUCCUUCACUUCCGUUCUUGCGCUCUAAUCUGCCCGUCGCACAGAACCCAUAGUCUCCUCUCCUCCUUGAGCUCUUCCACCAUGUCACUCCAAGAGGCUCUGUACCUCCGCGGCACCAUGCGUGCCCACACUGACAUGGUGACGGCGAUCGCCACUCCGAUUGACAACUCCGAUAUGAUUGUCACCGCUUCCCGUGACAAGUCCAUAAUUGUCUGGAACCUCACCAAGGAGGAGAAGACCUAUGGUGUUCCCAAACGUCGUCUCACUGGCCACUCUCACUUUGUUCAGGAUGUUGUUUUAUCGUCCGAUGGUCAGUUCGCUCUGUCCGGUUCCUGGGACGGUGAGCUACGUCUCUGGGACCUUGCUGCUGGAACCUCCGCCCGCCGAUUUGUUGGCCAUACCAAAGAUGUCCUGUCCGUUGCUUUCUCGAUUGAUAACCGUCAGAUCGUUUCGGCAUCCCGGGACAAGACUAUCAAGCUAUGGAAUACACUCGGUGAGUGCAAGUACACAAUUCAGGACGGAGAUGCUCACUCCGAGUGGGUCAGCUGUGUGAGGUUCAGCCCUAGUACCCUCCAGCCUACUAUUGUUUCCGCCUCAUGGGACCGAACCGUGAAGGUCUGGAACCUUUCCAAUUGCAAGCUCAGGAACACAUUGGCUGGUCACUCUGGGUAUGUGAACACGGUCGCUGUGUCCCCUGAUGGAUCUCUGUGCGCUAGUGGAGGAAAAGAUAUGACCAUUCUUCUGUGGGAUUUGGCAGAAGGGAAAAGACUGUACUCACUCGAUGCUGGUGCAGUGAUCCACGCCCUCUGCUUCAGCCCCAAUAGGUACUGGCUAUGUGCCGCAACUGAGCAGAGCAUCAAGAUCUGGGAUCUGGAGAGCAAGAGUAUUGUUGAGGACUUGAAGGUUGAUCUAAAGACGGAAGCAGAAAAAUCUGAGGAUAACACUGCUACCUCAAAUAAGAAGGUGAUAUACUGCACAAGCUUGAGCUGGAGUGCAGAUGGAAGUACAUUGUUUAGUGGUUAUACUGAUGGUGUAAUCAGGGUUUGGGGUGUUGGGCGCUACUAGAAAAUAUUGAAGAGUUGCUGAAAUCCGGUCCUUUUUGUUUUUACAAAAACCCAGUUACAUUAUUUUUCUGGUAGUUUGGAAGCAAAUUUAACUAUGGAUGUUCGAGUUUUGAUUCCGAUUAAAAGUUGGAUAUUUCGAUGGCUUUGAGGCCAGUGCUUAUCUUGUUUGGAUAUGUUCUUAGGUGAUUUGUUAUGAAAAUGCUAUUGGAUAGAUUUUUCUUUUUGGAUAGCCAGUAA